CCGCUCCAGGCAGCCCGCGGUCGCGGCGCUGACCACCGGCACCUGCGGGAGGGAGACGAGGCCCCCGGCAGCCAGAAGCCCGCGAGGCCUCGGGCGUGGGGACCGGGCGGGGACGAGCCCUGCGGCGGCGAUGCGCUUCGGGCGGAAGCGCCCGGAGUGCUACGGCCUCGGAGCUGGCGUUUCCGUGGGGGUGAGGGCGACCGUGGGUGCUGUCGCCGAGCACGGACGCGAUCGGGGUGCUGGGGCCACAGCCGCCCGCCGCCGUGUUGUUGCGAAACCCGCUAGGCGUGGUCACCUGACCGUUACCCGCCCCCGCUGAGCCUUUGUUUACCGGGAGCGCAGCCGCGGGCCGUCCCGGGGGAGCCCCCGCCCGGCUUCCUUCUCUGCCCGGCUCUGCUUCUUAAUUUAGUUCCCAGUGUUCCCGCCCCCAGUCCCGGACACCCGAGGCGAAGACCGUUCGGGCGGCUACGAUUGGGCGCCGCCGGCGGGACCCGGCCGCCGAGUUCCGAGUUUUUAUUGGCGGGGGCUGGUGUCUGGGUGGCCCGCGCCGCGCAGUCCCGCCCUCGCUUGAAGGUGUGGAAAUAUAAACAACACAAGUAUUUGCCUGGGGCUUUGUGAAACAAAUGCUAAGAAGACACAUAAAGAAGAUUCCUAGCAGCCAUUUCUCAACAAUUAUAUAGUCAACUGAUGUAACAAUGGUACUAAUAUUGGGACGCAGACUAAACAGAGAGGAUCUUGGGGUGCGUGAUUCCCCAGCAACUAAGCGCAAAGUUUUUGAAAUGGACCCCAAAUCUCUGACAGGUCAUGAGUAUUUUGACUUCUCUUCAGGAUCAUCCCAUGCUGAAAACAUACUCCAAAUAUUUAAUGAGUUCCGAGACAGCCGCUUAUUCACAGAUGUUAUCAUCUGUGUGGAAGGAAAAGAGUUUCCUUGUCAUCGAGCUGUCCUCUCAGCCUGUAGCAGCUACUUUAGAGCCAUGUUCUGUAAUGACCACAGGGAGAGCCGAGAAAUGCUGGUUGAGAUCAAUGGCAUCUUAGCUGAAGCUAUGGAGUGUUUCUUGCAGUAUGUCUACACUGGGAAGGUGAAGAUCACAACAGAGAAUGUCCAGUACCUCUUUGAGACCUCCAGCCUCUUUCAGAUCAGUGUUCUCCGGGAUGCCUGUGCCAAGUUCCUAGAGGAGCAGCUUGAUCCUUGCAAUUGCCUAGGAAUCCAGCGCUUCGCCGACACCCACUCACUCAAAACACUCUUCACAAAGUGCAAGACCUUUGCCUUACAGACUUUUGAGGAUGUGUCCCAGCAUGAAGAGUUUCUUGAGCUUGACAAAGAUGAACUUAUUGAUUAUAUCUGUAGCGAUGAACUUGUUAUUGGUAAAGAGGAGAUGGUGUUUGAGGCCGUCAUGCGCUGGGUCUACCGAGCUGUCGAUCUUCGAAGGCCGCUAUUGCAUGAGCUCCUGACACAUGUCAGGCUCCCUCUCUUGCAUCCCAACUACUUUGUUCAGACAGUUGAGGUGGACCAGUUGAUCCAGAAUUCCCCUGAGUGUUAUCAGUUGCUGCAUGAAGCAAGACGGUACCACAUACUUGGCAAUGAAAUGAUGUCCCCGAGGACUAGGCCACGCAGGUCUACCGGCUAUUCGGAGGUGAUCGUUGUGGUUGGGGGCUGUGAGCGAGUUGGAGGGUUUAAUCUCCCAUACACUGAGUGCUAUGAUCCAGUAACAGGAGAGUGGAAGUCCUUGGCCAAGCUUCCAGAAUUCACCAAGUCAGAGUAUGCCGUCUGUGCACUAAGGAAUGAUAUUCUUGUUUCAGGUGGAAGAAUCAACAGCCGCGAUGUCUGGAUUUAUAACUCACAGCUAAAUAUCUGGAUCAGAGUUGCGUCUCUAAAUAAAGGCAGAUGGCGCCACAAAAUGGCUGUACUCCUUGGUAAAGUUUAUGUUGUCGGAGGCUAUGACGGGCAAAACAGGCUCAGCAGUGUGGAGUGUUAUGACUCCUUCUCAAAUCGCUGGACAGAAGUCGCACCCCUUAAGGAGGCAGUGAGCUCUCCUGCAGUGACUAGCUGUGUAGGGAAGUUGUUUGUGAUUGGCGGAGGACCUGAUGAUAAUACUUGCUCUGAUAAGGUCCAAUCUUACGAUCCAGAAACCAAUUCUUGGCUACUUCGUGCGGCUAUCCCAAUCGCUAAGAGGUGCAUAACAGCUGUGUCCCUGAACAACCUGAUCUAUGUGGCUGGGGGACUGACCAAGGCGGUGUAUUGUUACGACCCCGUGGAAGACUACUGGAUACAUGUGCAAAACACAUUCAGCCGCCAGGAAAACUGUGGUAUGUCUGUGUGUAAUGGUAAGAUCUAUAUCCUGGGUGGAAGACGGGAAAACGGAGAAGCCACAGACACUAUUCUCUGUUAUGAUCCUGCGACAAGCAUCAUCACAGGGGUCGCUGCGAUGCCCAGACCAGUGUCGUAUCACGGCUGUGUAACUAUUCAUAGAUACAACGAGAAAUGCUUUAAACUCUAAACCCAGGGGACCUCACACAAGAAGCCACGUCAGUCCAAGAGGGAAGUUUAAAACUACCAAGUGAGAACACAUCUGUGUGUUGUACACAAAAAGAAAUAAAGAAAUAAUCCUGAUGCCUUUCUGCCCAAAAUAUCACUAUUUCAAGCUGUAAUAAAUCCUUUCCUGUAACUGGGGUGAGGGGGUUAAAAUGAUGGUGGUUAAAGCCUGGCAUAGUAGUGCACGCCUUUAAUCCCAGCACCCAGAAGGCAAAGGCAGGUGGAUUUCUCAGAGUUUGAACCCAGCCUGAUCUGCAUAACAAGUUCUAGGUCAUCAAGGGCUACACAAUAAGACCUUGUCUCAAAAAAAAAAAAAAAAAAUUGGCCUAC
Molecule: messenger RNA, 2863 nt
Organism: Onychomys torridus (southern grasshopper mouse)
Lineage: Eukaryota; Metazoa; Chordata; Mammalia; Rodentia; Cricetidae
Gene: Klhl24
Product: kelch like family member 24
Exons: 8
Coding region: 696-2498 (600 amino acids)
Molecular function (GO): protein binding
Source: RefSeq, a predicted model, not a curated record